ACACGUGCGACAAUCUCCACGCGUGUGAGCAACUCACUACUCCUCACUUUGCCCUUGCCAUCGCCUCCUUCUCUUCCAUUUUUCCCUUUCUACCACCAGCAUUUCUGUAUCUAGAGAGAGAAUCAAGCUGUCAUUAAUCAAAAGGGGAGACCUUAGAUCAUAUACGAGAGGUUAAUCGGAUCGGAAUCAUGUUCAGAAGGCUCGCUGUCCAGCUCCGCACUCUCGCUCCGCCUCGAUCCGCUCCCAAGGCCGCCCAAUUCUCCGUUGGAUCAUCCAGACCUACGGAGAAUGUUGUGUGUUCAGCUACCGUAUUUUCUCGCCACUUCUCUUCGGAAUCAGGGAAUGUGCCUAAAAAAGUGGAGGAUAUAGUGCCGAUUGCUACUGGUCAUGAGCGCGAAGAGCUUCAGGCCGAGAUUGAAGGAAGGGACAUUCUGGAGAUCAAUCAUCCGUCUGGUCCAUUUGGAACAAAGGAAGAACCUGCCGUGAUCAAGUCUUAUUAUGACAAAAGAAUUGUGGGAUGUCCCGGCGAUGAAGGCGAGGAUGAGCAUGACAUCGUUUGGUUUUGGCUGGAGAAGGGGAAGCCACAUGAGUGCCCAGUAUGCUCACAGUACUUUGUGUUGGAAGUAGUGGGCCCCGGUGGACCUCCUGAUGGACAUGGGGAUGACGAAGAUGGUCAUCACCACUGAAACUCUACACAGUUGGCGAUUUUGCUGGUAGAAGAAAGACUUGCUCGGGUGAGAGAGUGGUGAAUGUUGUUACAUUCUUCAGGGUUAAAGAGAUUAUUUGAUUUUGCUUGGUUUUUUAAAGGAUAUAUGUUAGUCUUGCUGUUGCUUUUAGCAACGAUUGAAGCUGUUUCUCUUGGUUUUGGUGCUCUAAAGCAUGAUGGCCUAUUCUGCCACUUGAAAUACACUUACUCUUUCUCAAGGAGCUCGAAAUAAUCGACAGCACUAUAUUGUCUUCAAACGUGAGUAUUUGCAUCGUUCUGGAGCAAUCCUUACUCUGCUUCUGUGGAUGCUCGUGCAUUUUAUCUUUGUUUUGGAAGAAUUCAAUUUGUUUUACUUUCUCAACCAUUUACCUGUCGAAUAAUAUUGCUAGUUGCGAUGAUGACGAAAUAGAAGGCAUUUUGUGAUA
Salvia splendens (bonfire salvia) is the source of this 1131-nucleotide messenger RNA. Its product is annotated as putative cytochrome c oxidase subunit 5b-like. Gene Ontology annotation, cellular component: mitochondrial envelope; respiratory chain complex IV. NCBI's taxonomy places the organism in Eukaryota, Viridiplantae, Streptophyta, Magnoliopsida, Lamiales, Lamiaceae. The coding region runs from base 189 to 686 and encodes 165 amino acids. The transcript has 6 exons. Gene Ontology annotation, biological process: mitochondrial electron transport, cytochrome c to oxygen. The record is from RefSeq and is a predicted model, not a curated record.